GCGGCGGUGGUGGUGGCGGCGGCGGCGGCUGCGCUGAGGGCCCGCGGCCGAGGGAGGCCGUGUGCCGACCAUGGCUGAGAAGCAGAAGCACGACGGGAGGGUGAAGAUCGGACACUACGUGCUGGGGGACACCCUGGGCGUCGGCACCUUCGGCAAAGUGAAGAUUGGAGAACACCAACUGACAGGCCAUAAAGUGGCAGUUAAGAUCUUAAAUAGACAGAAGAUUCGCAGUUUAGAUGUUGUUGGAAAAAUAAAACGAGAGAUUCAAAAUCUUAAACUCUUUCGUCAUCCUCAUAUUAUCAAACUUUACCAGGUGAUCAGCACUCCAACAGACUUUUUUAUGGUCAUGGAAUAUGUGUCUGGAGGUGAAUUAUUUGACUACAUCUGUAAACAUGGGCGGGUUGAAGAGGUGGAAGCUCGGCGACUCUUUCAGCAGAUUCUGUCUGCCGUGGAUUACUGUCACAGGCAUAUGGUUGUCCAUCGGGACCUGAAACCAGAGAAUGUGCUGCUGGAUGCUCAGAUGAACGCUAAGAUAGCUGACUUUGGACUGUCUAAUAUGAUGUCAGAUGGUGAAUUUCUACGAACUAGCUGUGGAUCGCCAAACUAUGCAGCACCUGAGGUCAUCUCAGGAAGGUUGUAUGCGGGUCCCGAGGUUGAUAUCUGGAGCUGUGGCGUUAUCCUGUAUGCCCUUCUCUGUGGCACCCUCCCCUUCGAUGAUGAGCACGUGCCUACACUCUUUAAGAAGAUCCGAGGGGGUGUGUUUUAUAUCCCGGAAUAUCUCAACCGUUCUGUUGCCACUCUGCUGAUGCACAUGCUGCAGGUGGACCCCUUGAAGCGAGCAACUAUCAAAGACAUCCGAGAACAUGAAUGGUUUAAACAGGAUUUGCCCAGUUACCUAUUUCCUGAAGACCCUUCCUAUGAUGCUAACGUCAUUGAUGAUGAGGCUGUGAAAGAAGUAUGUGAAAAAUUUGAGUGUACAGAAUCAGAAGUAAUGAACAGUUUAUAUAGUGGUGAUCCUCAAGACCAGCUUGCAGUGGCUUAUCAUCUUAUCAUUGACAAUCGGAGAAUAAUGAACCAAGCCAGUGAGUUCUACCUCGCCUCUAGUCCUCCAACUGGUUCUUUUAUGGAUGAUAGUGCCAUGCAUAUUCCCCCAGGCCUGAAACCACAUCCUGAAAGGAUGCCACCUCUUAUAGCAGACAGCCCCAAAGCACGGUGCCCAUUGGAUGCACUGAACACAACUAAGCCCAAAUCUUUAGCUGUGAAAAAAGCCAAGUGGCAUCUUGGAAUCCGAAGUCAGAGCAAACCAUAUGACAUUAUGGCUGAAGUGUACCGAGCUAUGAAGCAGCUGGAUUUUGAAUGGAAGGUAGUGAAUGCCUACCAUCUUCGAGUAAGAAGAAAAAACCCAGUGACUGGCACUUACGUGAAAAUGAGCUUGCAGCUUUACCUGGUUGACAAUCGGAGCUAUCUUUUAGACUUCAAAAGCAUUGACGAUGAGGUGGUGGAGCAGAGGUCUGGUUCUUCAACACCUCAGCGUUCCUGUUCUGCUGCUGGCCUGCACAGACCAAGGUCAAGUUUUGAUUCCACCACAGCUGAGAACCACUCACUUUCUGGUUCUCUCACGGGCUCCUUGACUGGAAGCACUUUGUCUUCGGCUCCCCCGCGCCUGGGCAGUCACACCAUGGAUUUUUUUGAAAUGUGUGCCAGUCUGAUCACUACCUUAGCUCGCUGAUACUCUACCACUGGUUUCUGUCUUUCUGUUACUGCACUGUGAAAAAUCACAUACACUCUUGAAGUUAGUAUCUCACUUUUGGGUAUUACAUACUCUGCAAUAUCAAUUGAUGUGAAUAUUCCCAGGUGACAUGCAGUGUAUUGAAAUUACUGAAAACACAAAAGUCUGGCGUUUUGUUUACUUUUAGAAUUCUAUUCUACUGUGCCUAUGAUGAAUUCAAAUAGGUAGUACCUUUAAUGGAUGAAUGUUGAUAAAGUUUGCUAGUUUAUACUUGUGAGUUCACUACACAUGAUGAGCACACCUCACUGAUAAACCAGCUAAUUUAGAAGGUGAUACCUCCUUCCUUCAUGUUUAGUGCACGUAAAUCCAGUUUGCUUCCUAAAUUUCAAAAGGUGUCAGACUAUCCAGGAACCCAGUUUUCUUGCACAAGGAGAUUAAGAAUAGAAAAAGUGUUAGUCAAAUAUUUAAAUGUACAAAUCUGAAAAUCUUAUCCCCCUAAAUAUUAGAAAACAAAUUCUUUUUAAUGGUUUCUGCAAAUACAGCUUAGUAUUAGCCAGAAAGACUGUGUUUCUGUUAACAGGUGCCCAGUCUCCAGGCUUCUUAACAUUUGUGCAAGGCCCCUAGUUAAAUACCACCACCACCAAGCAAGACAAAACCAUGCAAAAGUAAUACACAGUUUAAUGAAACAAGGCAAAAUACCAACAGCCCCGUAAAGGAAAUUCUACUCUGAUGACCUGUUUUGUGUUUAUGGCCCUGGGGUGUGUUGGGAGGGCCAGGAGGUUAUGGCCCUGACGUCUUUGCUGAUUCACCUAAGGUUUAAGUUGUUAGUGAUGCCACCUCCGUCUUCAAUAGCCAUUGUCUUUGUUCAUUGUUUUUCAGUCUUGUGUGGUUCCUGGUCUUGUAUCUUUCAGUUCAAAGCCCUGUGUUGUCCAUGGGGCCUUUGUGUACUUCCAAAGCUUGAUUGCUGUGACCUUCACUGUUGAAACUGAUUGGACAGGGAAGCCUUAAACAUUUCAAAGUAUAUUCUCCUGGAAUAAGUAUAUGUGUUGUUUACAUAUAUACAUGUAUGUAUUGACACAUCAGUGCUUUUAAUCAAAAAGAACCAAACUUUUUUGUGCAAGUUUUUUUAAAAUUUAAGAUAAAAACACUAUAUAGCAGGAUAAAAUUAAUUGAUUAUAUUUUGUUUUAGUAAAAGUAUUUUUAAAUUAUGUAUAAUUUAUCUAAUAAUGUAUUUAUUCAUUUAUUGUAUUUAUGUUGUGAUUAAAAAAAUCAUUGACUGGAUUUACCCUAGAAAAUAUUAAGCUCUUGAAAAUGAAAGCAACAUUGCCUUGACAGGUUUCUCUUCACCAAAAAUGGUAUAUUUCUAUCUACCAAGAAGAGCAAAUGAGACUAUUAGACUAAGUUUCUCAUGUGUUUAUGGAAGACAAGUUUGUCUGUCUGUAAAUAGCUUUUUAAAUCAUGAGUUUGCAUCGUAUCCCAUCAGAUAAUAUUGUAGUUCUUUUAGAAAAUGAUGGUCAAUACUUAUCACUCCAAUUCUCAGUAUCAAAAUCUAAAGGACCUUUGUUCUCCAAUUUGAGAAAGAGGGUGGGUGUACAAUUAAGGUAGCUUAAGUUUUUAAUCUUUGAAAGAUUGCCAUCUUGUGGCAGUAGACAGUAAUUUUUAGUAGUUGUUUUAAUAGCAAUACUUAGCCCUGUUUUCUCUAACGUGUUUUAUGGAUGUUUCAUAAUUUUGGCUUCUCCAAAUGUGUACAUAUCCCUUUGUGUGUGUAGGGGAGCAUACCACCUCUAAAUAUUUGCCUAAGUAUGAAUGGAAAACUUUGAAAUAAGGAACUGAUUGGAUUCCUUAUCUCUAAUAACAACAUCCACAACAGUUUUAAAGACAGGAAGGAUGCCAGAAUGCUUUAUUAGUCUAGUGAAUUUGAUGUUAAAAGCUUGCUCAUAGCAAAAUUACUUUGUUUGAAUGAUUAUGAUGCUAUUGGAGAGCUAAAAACUUAUUUACUAUUUUCUUGGUUCCAGUGUUUAUAGAUAUCCAGGUUGACAGUUACCUGUUGAAUUUCAGGAGAACUGAAGGUCAUCACUUUGUUUCUUUUCUUCUCACAUUUUAAAACAUAAUUCUUUUAUGAGUCUAGGUGAUGGAGUAAUUGGUUUGCAGAGAGAAUUCAGUGAAUCCUCUAGCAGAACAGAAGGCAGACCUUUGUCCUAGCACAGGUUUCUGUUACUCUUGGGAACAAAGAAGGAAAGAAUUCUUUGCAAAUUUAAAAUUUCCACAUUUCAGUCAACACUGGAUGUAGUAGAUACUGAGUUAAGAUCAGGCCCUCUUGGAUCCUAGGGAGAAUUACUGUUAGGUUAUAGAUGUAGGCCUUACUUAAAUCCUGGAAAUAGAUUCCAUCUGGUUCUAAAAUAGUAUUUCCUAAAACAAGGAAAUCCAUGGAAUAAUUUUGGAAAACCUUGUGUUCUGCUCUGCACCUUACAGAGGACAGUGGGUAUUAGCACUAAAGACUUGGAUGAGUUCUUUCAGAAAAAGCAAGCCACAUAACUGUGUGUAACCCUACUUUGCCCAAGCUAGUUUACUGUUUCCAAACAUCUGCUGAGUAUGGUUGCUUCCCUGUAAUCCUAGUGGGAAGCAUGAGGCCAAACUAGACUAGAUAGAUAGCAAGGCCUGUUUCACAAAGAAAACAAUAAAGAAACCUUAACAUCCAAUAAUAAAAUAUGGAAAACAGUUGGCCCUGAGUGCCACAGCCAGUGUGGUUGUGACACUUAAGACACACUUCUUCCCUUUCAGGUGCUUUGGACAGCCUGAAUCAAGUUCAGAACCACUCCGUGUGCCGGCAGACAUGUCCAUCCUGGGUUUGCAGCUGGUAUCACGUGUUGGGUUCUUGACCAGACAGAUGGUUUUGUGGUAGAAUUUCUAUUCUUUUUUCUCUUAAUAGAUGACUGAAAAGUCUUAAACAAGAUUACUUGUGGAAAACAAAAGAAUAAGAGACCAGUGACUUUCUACUAUCCGUUUUAAUUCAUUCUUCAGUGGCCACUGAACAUUUCCUAAGUACUUUUUGUUAGGAAACCAAAAUUGAAGCUGUCCCAAAUUAAAUCUGCAGGGAGAGAGAAAAGCAAACCAUCCACAAGUUAGGGUUUUGUUUUGAUGAAGAAACCAUUUUAGAGCCCCUUGUCACAUCUGGUCAUCUGCAGAGAGAACUCAGGGGCCUAAGCUAAGCAGAAAUAUAUGUCCUUGUGUGCCAGGGAAUUGGCUUAUGUAGUGCAGUAAUUCUCUACUUUAUGCAAAUAGGUCUUCAAAGAUACUUAUAUAAUUCUGGGUAUACUUUUUCCUUAGCUAGUUUGUACUCAGGGAAUACAAAUUUAAUACUUGAGGUAAAAUAAAAUAUAAUUGGAAAAUAAUCAUAAACAACCAAAUCAGAUUUUUACACUCCUUUAUCUGUAGUAUCUACUAAUAUGUAAGCAUGCUUAAUGUGGGCCCCACAUUGAUGUUUAUAAGAUUUAACAGCCUGGAACAUACCUACCACAGACACUGCAGCUCUGUUCACUGGUUAAUAAGUUAAACUCCCAGGAUGAAGUCUCAUAUCUAAAUUCGAGAUCUGCUCAUAGACCUGUCUGGUUUGUGUUUGGUUUAAAGAUCUGAAACUCUUCAGUCUGGCAUAUCUCUCCCUGUUAGCUUUCCUUCAGUUACCCUGUGGCUUUUAGAGCAGGGGUUAGCAGUUCAGCAGUUCGCAGCAGCUCUGUUGAAAAGUUGGGGUGAAGGCUACGUACAUCUCUUAGUAAGUUUCAUCUUGGACUUGGCAUCAAUUUUGAGACCCUGAAAUGUCCCUUUGAGCUCAAAAGUUCUGCCUUGUUUACUUCAGAGAAUUUGUGUUAGUGUCCACUUUUUAUGUAUUUGUAUUUUUAUAUUAGUAUGAAUGUUUUAUCUUAGUUUGAGUCAUUUCAAAGGUGUAUACGCCCGUAUUAUUCUAAACACAGCUACUUGCACUACUGGAAUGCAUAUGGAAAAAAUCAUCAGCAAAUCAAAAGCAUCCUGUGAACUCAGCAUUGAUCAGAAAAUGGCGACUAUGUAGUGGUGGCAGUGCUAGCACUUUUCCAGUUCUGUUAGUGCUUCCUUACAGUAACAGUCCCGUGAGCAGGAACAGCAGUCUCUCCAUAAGUCAUGAGUGCCAUGCAUGGAUUGAUUCAGUGGUGGCCAGUCAUCCCUUAUAAUACUUCACCUUUCUUCUGGGCUCAACAGUUUGAGUUUGUGAAAUAUCUGCUAGGCAAGUAAUAAAAAUAAACACUGGUGUAUUGCUUCUAAGUCCUGGAGUGACAUACAGUAGUUGUAGCUGAAUAUAUCUAGUUUAAUUAUAAAAACUAGUUGAUUGCACUAACAAGAUGUAAUUAUGUGAAAUAUUUAUGAUUAUAUUGAUUUUUAUAAGUGUAAGUUAUUGAGGGUGCUUAAAAUCUAGAAAAAUCUCUAGAACAUAAUUUUUUCUUCAAUUUUAUUUAUGUGAUUUUUGGGGUGUGGGACUUUUGUACUGGGGAUUGAACCAGGGCUUCACAUGUGUGAAGCACGUGCUUGAUACUGACCUAACCCCCUGCCCACAUCCUGUGACUCUUAAGGUACAGUCUCUCUCUGGAAAGGAGAGCCCCGGUCCCCAUCUAAGUGAUCAUAGUUUGUGACUGUUAGCUGAAAUAGGCUUAGCUAAACUUCAUAUUGGUAAUUUUUUAUUUUGUGCAUAAAUGAUAUGACACUAUUUUCAUAGAGUAUGUCUCUAUGAACUACCUAGUCACUAUUGGCUUGAUAGAAAUUCAAGCCUUUUCAAACUUGGAAAUAUAACUUAAUGAGCUUUAAAUCACUCACACACGUAUAUAUGUACAUAUACAUAUAUAUUUAAACAAGUAAGCGGCUUCUGUACCAACCUUACCUUGAAUAUUUAUGAUGCAGUUGAUGCCACCAAACAGUUAUAACAUGAGGAACAGGACCCACAGUCUAGACUGGAUUAAGUUUCAUUAAACUUCUUCAGCCAUAACCUGAUAAGAAUCAGGGCCCAGCUAGAAGUUAUCAGACUGCAGGCCUGUGUUUUGUGAGCCAACAUUAAUGUUUACUGCCAGCCUUGCAUAGCGAUGCUGUUUGUGACUGCAUGUGACUUUUGGUAACUUUAGUUUAUGUUGAAAAGCAGUUCAAAUUUUAGAGAUAAUUCAUGAUUAUUUGGAAAAGCAGGGUGGGUAAAUUCAAUUAUAUUUAAAGUGCAAUUAAGGAAAUUCUAGGGUAUAAUAUUCUCUCCAGUUUAAAAAAAAAGUUAAGGAUUUGUAGAAUGUCCUAGAAUGAAGAAAAAUUUCAACAUAGACUUUUUAAAAUAAGGUUUAUGCAAUAUUUUUUUUAAUUCAAGAUUUGCUACUUUGUGUUAAUUUAAAAUUUUAAAGAGAAACAGAAGCCUCCUAGGAAAGAAUUGCAUUAUUUUUCUCCCGCUAAUCUGAAUGCUAAAAGUCUCCUGUAAAUAAGUUUUGUUACCAAAUGAAGCCCAUUUUUCUAAAUGGAGAACGUUUUCCUAGAAUGGAAGAGACAUAGACCCACUGUCUACACAAAGAAAGAAACAGUACCUGGUGCCUUCUCAAACAAUUGCAGAGGAAAAGCAAACACACGUUUAGACUCCAUUUCCUUGUGAGUUCUGUUUCCUUGUGACCUGCCCCACAAGCCGUCUCGUGGUUGGCUUCUGCCUUUUCAGUUCCACCUGACCAAACCUCACACCGUCACCGCCGGAAGUUGUUCACUGAGUAGAGUUUCUGUUUCACUUAUUUCACUUUUUAAAGCCACCUGGGCAAAUAUUUGGCUGCCUUCUGCUUUUAAAAUGAAUGCAAUUACUAGCAAUCUUUAUAUUUUAAAGUUUAUAAAUGAAAGAAAUGCAGCACUAAAGACCGAAUCUAAUUGAAAUGGACUUCCCUGUUUGCUACUAUAGCAGCACAAGUUUGGAACCUUCUGUAGUUUCUCUGGUACAAAAUGUGGAUAAUAACCUACCUCACAGAUGUGUGUGAGAAGCCGUUUGGAAGCCCGUAAGGAGGAGGGCUUUAGAGCCCCAUAUUCAAUGUCAAGCCUUCCUUUUCUACUAGACCCCUUUGAUACUGAUGGGAUGAGUAUCUUAUUUUUAGAUGUCAUAUGUAAUAAGAGCAUAGUGCUGAGAAUGUUUAAGACAGUUUCACAAACUUCAGUGUUCUUAUUGUAAGACACUUAACAUUUCUUGGAAACCUCAAAUAUUUAAAUAUCAAACCUGUCUUUUGUUUCAAUAAAUAUUGUUAUUCAGAAUGUUGGCUAAAGCUGCCUUAAUGUACCAAAAUACAGCUUUCUGUCCAGACUGUUCACAAAUACCCAUGGUUGUACUGUUUUGAGUGUUGAUUGCGAAGUUGUUAUGAACUAUGACCUUGAAGGAUAGUAUUUUUAAAUUAUUUUGUGAGUAAUGGUUCUGUUUUUAUCACAUUUAACUAUUAUACAGUGAUUUUUGAGUGUGAACAAUAAAAUUGAAAUUUGGCAGAUACUAGGUUACCUGUAUGAUUAUAACAUAAUGCAUUACUGGAUAGUAAUUAUUUGAUUUGUUUUUCAGGAACACCAUGCAUUCAUUUUUAGCCUGUAAAAUAGUCCCACAAUGUAUUCAUGUAUUAACUCAUUGGCGCAGUGCUAGAGUAUGUCUUUAUUUAAAAACAUUGCUAAAUCAUUGAAAUGGGACUACUUUUUACAGUUGGUUUCAGAACAGAAGACAACAGACUCGAAGUGAUUUUGUUUAAAUAACUAGAUUCUAAUUUCAAUUUUAUUUGUUAUGCAUUUUUGUGAGUUAAAUGAUCGGUGGGAAGGAUUUAUCUUUAGUAACCAUAUAGAAAAGGUUAGUGAAUUGCAGAGCAUUUCAUAUUUGCAGGUUCUGUCUAAUUAAUGUUUGAACUGUAUGGAACUCAUUGGCAACAAACACAAGAGAAAAGUGGCCUGUCUGAUUGUGUGUCUGCAUUUUCCACAGAAUCAAAUUAAAAUCUGGUUAAUUUGAAAGUUA
Messenger RNA from Peromyscus californicus insignis, 8741 nucleotides. RefSeq names its product protein kinase AMP-activated catalytic subunit alpha 2 (gene Prkaa2). NCBI's taxonomy places the organism in Eukaryota, Metazoa, Chordata, Mammalia, Rodentia, Cricetidae. Gene Ontology annotation, molecular function: ATP binding; AMP-activated protein kinase activity. Gene Ontology annotation, cellular component: cytoplasm. The coding region runs from base 71 to 1729 and encodes 552 amino acids. The transcript has 9 exons. Gene Ontology annotation, biological process: intracellular signal transduction; protein phosphorylation. The record is from RefSeq and is a predicted model, not a curated record.